AUGGCCUUUGGCUACCGAGCAGCAGAGCUUGCGUGCGGGCGCUCCGUGCGGCCUCUGCCUGGUGAAGAUGCGGAGGGCUCGGGUACAGGCAGGGUGCCCCGGAAUCGGUGCAGCCUUUCGACCACGCUGCGCUUCCUGCAGGCCAUGGCCUCUGUCCAGGCAGGGCCCUUCAGUGCCCUGCAGCAUCUUCUGCACCGAGUGCUGGAGCAUCUGCAAGAGUUGCGCCCGCACCAGUGCUUCUUCAUCUUGCAGGCUAUGAGCCGCCUGCGACUGCGACACCCGAAGGCCGGCCGGAUCCUGCAGCAGCUGAGCCUGGCGUGGCGGGCACUGCCCGAGAAGAAGUUUGUGAAGGCGGCAAACGCCGUGGCCAAGCUAGACCUCGGAAAGGAGCUUUGGGCGAAGCCUCUGAAAGUGGCCCUGGAAGCGUGGCUGCCUCGAAUGCAUGGUCGCCAGCUGGCCAACCUCAAAGCGAUUGCCGUGAUGGAGCUGCUGAAUGAACCGCAGGCGAUGCAGACGUACCUCGAGCAGUGUGAAAGCAUGCGCAACGACUUCUGGUACUCCCGGCACCUACAGGUGGUUGAGGCUCACGUCCACUUGCUGUACCCCGAGCUGUGGACCUCUCUGGACGACCGGAUCCGCGUCUUCCUCCAGGACGUGCGGACCGCGGCCGAGGAGAGCCGACAGCGGGCGCAGGAAGCGGCGCAGCAGGCCGCGCAGGAGGAGAGCUCGGACUCGGAGAGUGAUAACUCAGAUUCAGAGGGGUUUCAGGCCGAGGUGCCGAGCCUGGCCCCACCCACCUUCGACAAGCAGCGAUUCAGCUCCGCUUUGCAUGCAGACAUCAGCCGUAUGCUAACAAGCCUGGGCGUGGAGCACAGCAACAAAGUCUCUGCUGGGCCCGUGCUCUUGGACAUGGUGCACGUGGCCAGCAUGGUGGUCGUGGAGGCGGCAGCGCCCUGGCAGUUCUACCUGCGCUCCCCGCAGAUCACUGCCCUCGCACGGCGCCGUCAGGAGAUGAUCCAGGCCAUGGGGUUCAAGGUCACCAUCAUCCCGUACUUUCGCUGGGAUGUCCUCAAGGAUGACGCUGCCAAGGCAGAGCUUCUGCGGAAGCAGCUGCCCAAGGAGGUCACCAGUUGCCCAGCCUCGCCCGGAGGCAGCGGCCAUGCGGAUGAGGCGCAAAGCUCGCACUCCCGCCACUCGAUUUAA
Messenger RNA from Symbiodinium natans, 1203 nucleotides. Lineage: Eukaryota; Dinophyceae; Suessiales; Symbiodiniaceae. The record is from the annotation of a GenBank genome assembly.